Messenger RNA from Arachis stenosperma, 893 nucleotides. Its product is annotated as NDR1/HIN1-like protein 3. The transcript has a single exon. NCBI's taxonomy places the organism in Eukaryota, Viridiplantae, Streptophyta, Magnoliopsida, Fabales, Fabaceae. The coding region runs from base 158 to 835 and encodes 225 amino acids. The record is from RefSeq and is a predicted model, not a curated record.
UUCAUCAUCAUCUCCCUUAUUUCUCACUAAAAUUUCAAUCAAUAAAUCAAACAUUUUAGACUCAUCUCUCUUGUCUCUUCACAACAUCUCAUUAAUUUCCUCGCUUUUAGUUAAGAAUAAACUCUUUUUGGAUCAAAAUUAAACUCUGAUUUACGUAAUGGCGGAUAACAAUAAAGAAGAAGCUCAAUUGACAACCGCCGCAAACCAUCGCCGCCACGGGCACAACCGCACCACAAGAUGCUGUUGGUGCUGCUUCAGCCUCAUAUGGUACCUCCUAAUCACCAUCAUCAUCCUCGUACUCCUCAUAAUCCUCGUACUCUACAUCCUCCUCCAACCACGCUCCUUCACCUUCCACGUCACCCAAGCCAACCUCACCACAUUCAACUACCUUAACAACACCACCGUGUUAAACUACAACCUCGUACUCAACUUCACCGUCCACAACCCCAACCACAAGCUUUCCAUCUACUUCGACGAAGCGCGUGGCCACGCGCUCUAUCAAGAGACAGAGUUUGCCGCCGCCACGCCCUUGACGGCGCCAUGGUUCUCUUACCUUCUUUACACAAAGGAAAGGGUUCCCAUGAGCGUUGUCUUCUCCGGGAACAAGCUUGUGGCGCUUGAUGUUGAUGAUUUUGAAGGGGACAAUAAGAGGGGUAUUUUUGGAAUUGAUGUGAAGAUUUAUUUUUUGAUAAGGUUUAGAAUUGGUGAUUAUAUAGGUAAUAAUUUGAUUAAUAAAUCUAGGGCUAAGUGUGGGAUUAAGGUUCCUUUCAAUUAUAAUAAUAAGAAUGGGAAAAUGAUGGUGUUUAAGCCUGCAAAGUGUGACGUUGAUUUCUGAGAAUUUUACAUGAUUCGUUUCUAUUUCUUCUUUUGAUGUUUAAGGUUGUAACUUUUAU